GCACAAGUGUAGAGGCAGUGGCACAACAUCUUUAAGAAGAAAGAGAGAGAGAUAAGUCAUUUAUUCAUUUUCUCGCCAAAAAUUUUGAGAACUCAGACAGAAUUUUUCUUUUUCUUCUUUCUUUCUUUUGGGUUUGAGAAAAAUGGGUGAAAGAGAUGAUGGAUUGGGGCUAAGUUUGAGCUUGAGUUUAGGUUUUAAUCAAAAGGACCCGUCGUCGAGAUUGAAUCCAAUGCCUCUGGCUUCUUAUUCAUCUUCAUCACACAUGCAUAUGCAGCAGAGCAAUUAUAGCCAUCCUCAAAAGAUUCAGAACACUUGGAUUAACAUGUUUCAAUCUUCAGAGAGAAACACGGACAUGAGAUCGUUUCUCCGGGGAAUAGACGUGAACAGAGCUCCAUCGACGGUGGUUGUUGAUGUGGAGGAUGACGGCGCUGGAGUCUCGUCUCCGAACAGCACCGUAUCAAGCGUGAUGAGCGGGAAGAGGAGCGAGCGGGAGCUAAUGGCUGCGGCAGCUGCAGCCGGAGGAGGAGGUAGAGUAGAAGAUAACGAGAUGGAGAGAGCUUCUUGCUCGCUCGGCGGUGGUAGCGACGAUGAAGACGGUAGCGGGAACGGAGACGACGGUUCGAGGAAGAAACUGCGUUUGUCUAAAGAACAAGCUUUGGUUCUCGAAGAAACUUUUAAAGAACAUAGCACACUCAAUCCGAAGCAAAAGAUGGCGUUGGCUAAGCAAUUGAAUCUGAGGACGAGGCAAGUGGAAGUGUGGUUCCAAAACCGAAGGGCAAGGACGAAGCUGAAGCAAACGGAAAUAGACUGUGAAUAUCUUAAGAGAUGUUGUGAGAAUCUAACUGAUGAGAAUCGGAGAUUGCAAAAGGAAGUGAGUGAGCUUAGGGCUUUGAAGCUUUCUCCACACUUAUACAUGCACAUGAAACCUCCCACUACUCUCACUAUGUGCCCUUCUUGCGAGCGAGUCGCUGUUACAUCAUCUUCGUCAUCUGUGGCUCCUCCUGUGAUGACUUCAUCGUCUCCGAUGGGACCGAUGAGUCCGUGGGCUGCCAUUCCUCUCCGGCAACGACCUGCUGCUGGUUCUCAUUAGAGUUUAAUUAAUCUAAAGAUAAUUA
Molecule: messenger RNA, 1115 nt
Organism: Arabidopsis arenosa
Lineage: Eukaryota; Viridiplantae; Streptophyta; Magnoliopsida; Brassicales; Brassicaceae
Source: the annotation of a GenBank genome assembly